UAUUUAUUUAUUUAUUUUUCUGGUCAAAGAGAUUGCUUUCUCCGAUUGUUUUUGAAUCAUGGAAGGUUGCAAUGGUUCUUCCCUCCCCUCAAAGAGGGCUCAAUCACAAGCAAUCGACUCAGAAGGUCCAUAUCGGCUGCUUUCUUGUUCAAGCAAGGGCGACAAAGCUGGAGUGCUGCAGGAGUUAGAAAAAGGUGUGGAACCCAAUCUGGCCGAUUAUGAUAAGAGAACAGCUCUUCAUUUGGCAUCUUGUGAAGGGUGUACAGAGGUUGUGAUACUACUUCUUGAGAAAGGAGCAGAUGUGAAUUCUAUUGAUCGCUGGGGUCGCACUCCUCUGUCAGAUGCUCGUAGCUUUGGUCAUGAAGGUAUUUGCAAGAUUUUGGAAGCUCGAGGCGGAAUAGAUCCGGUAGGACUUGACUCCCAGACUGCAUGCUAUGAGAUUGAUUACUCUGAAGUGGACAUGGAUGAUGCAAUACUCAUUGGAGAAGGAUCAUAUGGUGAAGUUUACUUAGUCAAAUGGCGUGGUACAGAAGUAGCAGCAAAGACGAUCCGUUCCUCCAUUGCAUCAGAUCCAAGGGUGAGGAAUACCUUUCUGAAGGAACUGGGGCUGUGGCAAAAGUUGCGCCACCCUAAUAUAGUGCAGUUCCUUGGUGUUCUAAAGCACUCCGAUCGGUUGAUCUUCCUGACGGAGUACCUUCGCGAUGGAAGUUUGUAUGACAUCCUAAAACGGAAGGGAAGACUUGAUCAGGAAACAGCAGUUUCGUAUGCUUUAGAUAUUGCAAGGGGCAUGAAUUAUCUGCAUCAACACAAACCACGUGCUAUUAUACACCGGGAUUUGACACCAAGGAAUGUGUUACAAGAUGAGUCUGGACACCUAAAGGUUACAGACUUCGGCUUAAGCAAAAUUGCACAGGAAAAGGAUGACCAAGGUUACAUGAUGACUGGAGGAACAGGUUCAUAUCGUUACAUGGCACCUGAGGUAUAUCGUCGAGAAUCCUAUGGGAAAAGUGUUGAUGUCUUCUCCUUUGCCCUCAUAGUACAUGAGAUCUUCCAAGGGGGGCCAUCAAAUAGAACAGCACUCCCUGAGCAUGUUGCAGACAAGCGGGCAUUUGAAGAUGCUCGACCAUCUGUAUCCUCAUUUGUUUACCCUGAUCCAAUUAAGAUGCUUCUUCGAGAGUGUUGGCACAAGAAUCCUGAAAGUCGACCAACAUUUGAGGAGAUAAUAUCAAAGCUAGAGUCGAUCCAGGAGAGUUUCCAAAGUAAGAAAGACGCAGGUGGCUGUUGCUCCUGUUGCAUCUUAUAAAGAUUUACUGAACAGCAACACAUAUACAUCCCGACUCCAAUUUUCAUCAUACUGAAUGUGUGUUCUCCUUUUCACUCUGUAUUUGAUUUAUGCCUUCCCUUUUCACCAUGCACCUGUGUAUCUGCUGCUGCAUGUGAGGCCCUACAUAUCCUUGGGGAAGUCUUAUCUCCAGCUAUCAUGUAUAAAAGUCGUUUGGGGAAUUGUUAUGGACACUCUG
Populus euphratica (Euphrates poplar) is the source of this 1520-nucleotide messenger RNA. Its product is annotated as seven transmembrane domain-containing tyrosine-protein kinase 1-like. Lineage: Eukaryota; Viridiplantae; Streptophyta; Magnoliopsida; Malpighiales; Salicaceae. The coding region runs from base 59 to 1303 and encodes 414 amino acids. The transcript has 12 exons. Gene Ontology annotation, biological process: protein phosphorylation. The record is from RefSeq and is a predicted model, not a curated record. Gene Ontology annotation, molecular function: protein serine/threonine kinase activity; ATP binding; protein binding.